Fundulus heteroclitus (mummichog) is the source of this 907-nucleotide messenger RNA. RefSeq lists its product as uncharacterized. Lineage: Eukaryota; Metazoa; Chordata; Actinopteri; Cyprinodontiformes; Fundulidae. Gene Ontology annotation, cellular component: cytoplasm. The coding region runs from base 11 to 796 and encodes 261 amino acids. Gene Ontology annotation, molecular function: NAD+ poly-ADP-ribosyltransferase activity. The transcript is spliced from 2 exons. The record is from RefSeq and is a predicted model, not a curated record.
GACCUACAUCAUGUAUCACGGCACCACCUGGGCGCGUGCUCAGGAGAUCCUUAGGACAGGUUUCCGUCAAUCUAAAGAUGGGAUGCUUGGUCCUGGGGUCUACCUCAGCAGAGACCUGAAGAAAGCCAGUCACUAUCCUAUUGGUCAUCCUGAAGAGGACAAGGUGGUCAUCAAGGUAAAGGUCAACGUGGGGAAGGUGAAAGCCAUCAAUCGGCAGAAUCACCCUAUGCAGAAGACCUGGCAUCAGAAUGGAUACGACACCGCCUGGGUGCCGCCCAACUGUGGGAUGGUGCCGAGCGGCUGGGAGGAGGACUGCGUCUGGGAUCCCCGUCGAAUCGAGAUCAUUCGGCUGAUCAAGCCCAGUGUCUUUCACCUGAUUACCCCGCAACCAGCUGAUGACCGGACCUACAUCAUGUAUCACGGCACCACCCGGGCGUGUGCUCAGAAGAUCCUUAAGACAGGUUUCCGUCAAUCUAAAAAAGGGAUGCUUGGUCCUGGGGUCUAUCUCAGCAGAGACCUGCAGAAAGCCAGUCGCUAUCCUAUUGAUCAUCCUGAAGAGGACAAGGUGGUCAUCAAGGUAAAGGUCAACGUGGGGAAGGUGAAAGCCAUCAAUUGCCAGAAUCACCCUAUGCAGAAGACCUGGCAUGAUCAUGGAUUCGACACCGCCUGGGUGCCGCCCAACUGUGGGAUGGUGAAGAGCGGCCUGGAGGAGAACUGCGUCUGGGAUCCCAGUAGAAUCAAGAUCAUUCGGCUAAUCGAACCCACAAAAGUCCCAGCCCAGCCUGAUUACAUGUAAAAGCAAGCAAUAAGUGCUUCAUUUUGUACAAGCAAAUAUAUUUGGAUAAAAUCUAUUUUGUAAUCUUUGUCAUUUUGACCUGAAAAAUAAAAGAUCUCAUAUUAAAAUAUA